AUGUCAGCAGAUCAACAAACAGCUAUUCUUUUAGACGAUAAAGUCUUGGUCAAAGCUAUGACAUCUGAUUUACAAUUCGUUGAAGGAAAUUGGUAUUUCAAAGAAUCAGCUUUGAUCGAUAGAGAACGGUACGAAGAAAGUAAAACUCACACUCAUUGUCCAUGGAAAGGUGACGCAAGUUACUUUAACUACAAGAAAGAUGAUGGUUCAAUGAUCAACGAUAUAGCUUGGUUUUACCCCAAGCCUAAAUCAGAAGCUAUCGACAAGGUAGGAGGCAGAGUAGCAUUUUACGUUGGUAAGAUCGAUGGAUUGAAAGUAGGAGUACCUCCUAUCUAA
Molecule: messenger RNA, 336 nt
Organism: Kwoniella shivajii
Lineage: Eukaryota; Fungi; Basidiomycota; Tremellomycetes; Tremellales; Cryptococcaceae
Exons: 4
Coding region: 1-336 (111 amino acids)
Source: RefSeq, a predicted model, not a curated record